Molecule: messenger RNA, 1683 nt
Organism: Macadamia integrifolia
Lineage: Eukaryota; Viridiplantae; Streptophyta; Magnoliopsida; Proteales; Proteaceae
Product: UDP-D-apiose/UDP-D-xylose synthase 2-like
Exons: 9
Coding region: 164-1333 (389 amino acids)
Molecular function (GO): carboxy-lyase activity
Source: RefSeq, a predicted model, not a curated record
ACCUCUCCCUCCUUUUCCCACCCAGGUAUUUCUCUUUCCGCAAACGAACACACCUUUCCUUCUCUCUCUUGGAGCCUUCUUCUUCUUAGCCAAUCCCCUUUUGCUUCUUCAAGAUCAAGAACAAGGAGUCACUCAAGAAAUUGUAACAGAAAGAGAUCUAAGAAUGGCUGCAAUGGCGAGAGUGGAUCUUGACGGGAACCCUAUCAAACCGUUAACCAUUUGCAUGAUUGGCGCCGGAGGAUUCAUCGGCUCUCACCUCUGCGAGAAAUUGAUGGCAGAGACUCAGCAUAAGAUCUUAGCUGUUGAUGUUUACAGCGACAAGAUAAAGCAUCUAUUACAGCCUGAAACUCCAACCUUUGCCGAUCGGAUCCAGUUCCAUCGGAUAAACAUAAAAAAUGAUUCCAGACUCGAGGGGCUCAUCAAGAUGGCGGAUCUGACGGUUAAUCUUGCGGCCAUUUGUACUCCGGCGGAUUACAAUACUCGUCCUCUUGACACAAUCUAUAGCAAUUUCAUCGAUGCCCUACCAGUUGUGAAGUAUUGCUCAGAAAACAACAAACGCCUUAUCCACUUCUCUACUUGUGAAGUGUAUGGGAAAACGAUUGGAAGCUUCCUUCCUAAGGAUCACCCAUUGCGACAGGACCCUGCAUUCUAUGUUCUCAAAGAAGAUGAAUCACCCUGCAUUUUUGGCUCCAUUGAUAAGCAAAGGUGGUCCUAUGCAUGCGCAAAACAACUGAUCGAGAGGCUGAUUUAUGCUGAGGGUGCGGAAAAUGGUCUUGAGUUCACCAUUGUGAGACCUUACAACUGGAUUGGUCCAAGGAUGGAUUUUAUUCCUGGCAUUGAUGGUCCAAGUGAGGGUGUUCCACGAGUUCUGGCAUGCUUCAGUAAUAACCUCUUGCGUGGUGAACCACUCAAGCUUGUAGAUGGGGGACAGUCCCAGAGAACCUUUGUGUAUAUUAAAGAUGCAAUUGAAGCAGUUGUUUUGAUGAUUGAAAAUCCAGCUAGGGCCAAUGGACAUAUUUUCAAUGUUGGCAACCCUAAAAAUGAAGUUACAGUGAGGCAACUUGCAGAGAUGAUGACAGAGGUAUAUGCAAAGGUAAGUGGAGAACCCCCUCUGGAGAAAGAAACCAUUGAUGUAAGCUCUAAAGAGUUCUAUGGUGAAGGAUAUGAUGACAGUGACAAGCGAAUCCCAGACAUGACUAUAAUCAACAGACAACUUGGUUGGAACCCCAAGACAUCACUGUGGGACUUGAUGGAAUCAACUCUUACCUAUCAGCACAGGACAUAUGCUGAGGCUAUCAAGCAGGCCACCUCAAAAGCAGUUGCAUCCAGCUAAAUAUGUCAAUUUCAUCCAGAAGAACACUCCAGGUGGUGCUACUAUGGAGGUUUAAUUCUUUUGAAGGCAAAUGUAACAAAUAAUUUAACUAGUUGGUAUAUAGUAUGAAUUUUUUUUUUUCCUGGACAUAGGGAGUCAAGUAGCCCAGGAAGCUCUGUAAUUCUUUUCCUUAGAUCUUUAAAUUGGAAGACCUUUGUAAUUCUUUUCGGUACAUCUUUAAAUUGGAAGACCUUAGUAGUUGAUAAACCCUAAUUGCUGUAAUUCUGCUAGAGGGCAACCAUGAUUUCUAUUGUUUUAUCAGGCUAUGUUUUUUGUGUUUCUCUGAAUGGAGAUGUGCUGUAAGUUUGUUC